AUGCCGCGCACAAGCGCAUUCAGCACAGCAAUAAGAUCUAGUAAUGAUUUAAUCCAUCUAGAGCCCGUCAAUUAUCAAUGUUUAUCAUCACUUACAGUUGGAUUAAAUUAUUUAUAUAAAAACUCUCGUUAUGGUCGUACUAAACAUGGCAGAGGUAAAACAGAUGAGAAAGGUAAAUAUCAUCCCUGUCCAGGUGAAAUAUUGGCCAGAAGAUAUAAAAUAUUACAGACACUUAGUAAACAGGGACAGUCUGGCAUUAUUCUUAAAGCUCAGGACUUAUAUAGUCAAACUGAAGUCACAAUUAAGGUUUUACAUGUCAAGUAUUAUGGGAUAGGAAUACAAGAAGCACAUUUAUUAUCAACGCUAAAAACAGCUGAUCCUUAUCAUGUUUCUCGUACUGUUAGACUGUUGGCAACAUUUAAACAUAAAGAACAUUAUUGUAUGGUGUUUGAAUCUUUACAUCCUGAACCAAUAACAGAGUUAUCAUGUUUAACACAGACUACAGAUGUUACACAGAAAUUAAACUAUAUUCGUAAAUUAACGGUAAAAUUAUUACAAGUAUUGAGUUUUCUACAACAACAGAAUAUGAUACAUGCUGAUCUUAAACCUGAAAAUAUUCUACUUAAAGACAAAAAUGAUAUAGAUUCUAUAAGAGUUAUAGAUUUCGGUAAUGCUAUACAUCAUGUACAUCAAGAAGUUUCUAUGUAUUAUGAAAAAUUCGAACUGCAAACUCUAUUAUAUCGGGCACCGGAGGUAAUGUUUGGUAUACCAUUUGGUUGUGAGGUUGAUAUGUGGUCUCUAGGAUGCAUUAUAGUAGAGCUAUUUCUAGGUACACCAUUAUUUCUUGGUGAAAAUAAAACAGAACUUAUUAUCGAGAUAGUUGAUAUCUUGGGUCCUCUUCCAACAGAAAUAUUUCAGCGUGGUAAAUUCUAUAAAGAAUUAAGUCAGUACACAUCAAAACAUACUAUAAAAGAUGCAACCCUAGAGAUCCUGAACCAAUUAACAGAUUGUUAUGAUUAUACAUUUGCUAAUUUUUUGUCUGGUCUACUGAAACUAAACCCUGAUGAAAGAUUAACACCAUUAUCAGCUUUACAACAUCCUUUCUUAGCUCCAGAAUUUAACAUGGGGGUUGUCCUCAAGUCACAAGGUAGUAAAGAUUCAAUGUUUGUAUUAAAAACAGAGAACUACACAGAAAGACCCAAAAUAUCACCAGAUAUCAAACGACAAAACCCUACUUCUUAUGAUUUACUUCGACUUGGUACCACCAGUGAAUCUUGUCAUAAUAUAGCAGUUGUCUGUCCUUUCUCUAAAUCUAAACAGGGUCGCGUGUCUGUUGUUCCACAAGUUUCAGCUGUACCUCCACUAAUUGAGAUGCCAAGUCAAAGACAAGCUAGAAGCUCAAUUGAUAACGCAUCAAGUGUUCAUGGUCAAAGAAAUUCAAAUCAGUGGAACAGUGCUUACAAUGAUCAUCAUUCGAGAAGAAACAGAACUGCGAGAAGCAAUAUGAAUUUAAGGAGAAAUACUGUGCAAGAGGAAGAACUUAGUGCAACAAGUCCUGUCAGAAUCUUCACAGAUUUACAAAAUAAGCAAAGGCAACACAAUCUUCAUACCUUAUCCGAUGCUGGAUCUCUAAAUAACCUUCAAAGCGGAUCUCAGAGUCCUUAUCAUAUAUCAGAUCAAAACCCACCAGUCAGUCCAACUGCUGAAGUCUAUGCACUCUCCACUGAGAGACCAAGUAGUUCCGAAGGAGACCUGACUGCUGCUUCACCCAGAAAGAUAAGAAGAUUGUCUAGUCGCAGAAAUCACAUAGAUUAUAGACUACAGAAGUCUCUUAAUCCAAGAGUUCCAACACCAGCUUUAACAGUUUCUCCAGUUAAUAGACAUGCUCAGAUUGAUCAAGCCAUCUCAACUGAGUUUGAAAAUGUUGUGUCUCAAAAUAGUGAAACUGGAGUAACAGUAACAAAACACGAUUGUGGUUCGAAUUGCACUAAAAAUCCCAGGGUACAAAUGAAUUCAUUUGAAUCAAAAGAUAUAAUUGAGUUGGAACCCACAUCUCAGGCAACUGAUCCACAAAGCACUGAGCUCAUUAACAUAUCAGAUGAAGAUCCAGGACACGACCAUGUUGAGAUGGUGACCAGAUGUAGUUUACCAUCGAAUCAUACAAAACAUAUCAAUAUUUUGCCAGUCAGAGAAGUUUCCAGUAUCAAAUCAGUCUCCCCAAAUGUGACUAUAGAUGGAGAAACUGCUCACGAUGUUACCGUCAUUGAAAAAGGUGAAAGUUCAGAUGAACCAGUUGCGGAAUUGAUAGAAGGAAACAGAAUUGAAGGAAACAGAAUUCAGGGAACACUUUCGCUACUAAAUCAUGGGGUCGUUAAGUCCUGUAAUGAUUCAACAGAGAGAGUAUUAACUUCAACCCCAAUGACAGGUUAUGUUAAACCGUCGUCAUCUAAGUUGAUGCCAAAGAAACGUUUGUCAUCACCAUCUAAUUCGACUAGAAAUGAACUAAUUUCCCCUUUGUGUUCAACAGAGUGGCUAGAUUCUACUGAAGAUUCUUCUAAAAGAAUCAAUCAACAAAGCCACUCUUUGUGUUCAAACAAACGCGAUAUGAGGGACGAGUAUCAUCAACAGAAAAUGUCAAAUCAUUCAACAAGUAUUCAGACACCAUUGUGUUCAUCCUCGUCGCCAAUCCACCAAAGUGCUUGUCAUCUUAUCAAUACCAACACAACAUCAAAACAAUCAUUACAAACUGACCAGAACAGUUCUGAGUUUGAAACCAUUUAUUCAUCGCUUGUUCAAAAAAGUUCAAAACCAGAUCCACAACCAUCUACCAGCAGAGAAACUAGAGCUUCAUCAACAUUGAAGAGAAAAAAGGCUAGAGGUCAUUGUGCGAUUGAACUUGGCCAAAAAUCACAAACUCCAGAAAGAGUUAUUCAGACUACUUCAGCCUCAGGUAGUGGUGGCCAAAAAUCACAAACUCCAGAAAGAGUUAUUCAGACUACUUCAGCCUCAGGUAGUUGUGAUCCUGCAUCUAUGGUGAUCAAAGUGGAACCACUAGAUAAUGAUUCAGGUUUUCAAGAAGUACCAUUAUGUUCUUCUAAGAUCCAUUUCCUUUCUCCUUUAAAACAAGAGAUCAAAGAAGAAUCCAUUGAUUAUGAAGUGCAAUCAAAUACAACCAAGAACACACCUGGGAAUCAAGAUUCACCAAAUGGAGGUGAGCAUGAAAUCAAGGAUCAUAAUCAUAUCAAAGAAGAAAUUAAGGACAAUGAAUACCAAGAAACCGUAUCUAGAAGGUCUGAAUGCAGUUCUGAACCAGAGCCAAAGUUUUUGGGGAUGAAAGUUAAAUCAGAUAUUAAACAAGAAACAGACACGAAAUAUUCCGAAGGAGAAAGAGCUCCUGAAUAUAGAGGCGUAAAGUACGAAAAUGAGUCGCCAAUUUCAAGAGUUCAGACAUGCAAAGCUAAUCUUAGAGACCUGCAACGGCCUGUUAAAGCCAAAGCAGUUGAUCUUGAAGUGAAGAUCACAUCACCAAUGAUUAAUGAUGAUGUUUCACAGCGAUCAGAGGUACCACCCCGGAGAGGCAGAGCCUCUUCGAAAGCUCUUGAGCCCAAUUAUUCUGGUUCCCAUAUACCUUUGGCAAUGGAGAUGAAUGUGGGUUCUUCAGAAUCAAAUGUUUAUCGGAGUACGGCAAUUAGAAAGUUUAUGACAAAAGUUACAGCUCAAUCAGCCCAAUUCCCAUCACCGUCGUCUUUAAAAGUCAACCAAAGUCCAAGACGUGUAUCUAAAGCAUUGGAAUCCGAAGUACGUUCUCAAAUUGUGGAAUCACCUCGCACUUCUACAUUCCAGAAAUCACCUGCUAGAGUAUCAGGUUCUUCUCUAAGACAAUUUCAUCCAAAAAUCAUAACAUCUGUUCAUGGUUUCGAUUCACCACUUCUUCCUGGCAGAGAAGAUUCAAGCUCUCCAGAGAGUGUUGUCUUUUCGCCCCAGAAAUUAAAACGUAUAGAAAAUGGAACCAUAUAUUUUGAAGGGUUCGAUAAGUAUAUAAGUAAACGUGAACUUAGUGAAAAGGUUAUCAAGAUAUUGCCAGAGACUAAACCAAAACCACAACGAGUUUAUAGCAGUACAGAGAGUGACUUGUCGGAAAGCACCGCAUCAUACAUCAGGAAGAACAUUAGAGCAAAAAGAGUACAGUUACCCCGUAGAAUGCCCAGUAAGGUGUUAAAACAGCCAAAAAAGGCGCUUCUUGGACUUUCAACGACUUCAAAUGAUUACGAAAAGGCCACAGCUUCCACUGAUCAAAGUAGCGCAGUUAAAGAUUCUAGCCAAUGUAAAGAAUUCGUUGCAGGUCUAGCGACUAACCACAGAAAUCACUCUUGCCAGAAACAGAAACCCGGUAAACGAAAUGUACAAAACAGAGCUGCUGUCAAGCGUAUUCUAAAGCGUUGGAAGUUAAGGAAAGAUUCAUCUGCUGAUCAUUCAAAUUCGGAUGAAAAACAUCAUUGUCAGCCGUCGUCACAAAAUUCAGAAAUCUCUGUGACGCACAUGACACAAAGAAAUGAUCAAGAUUUAAACAAAGACACAGAUACUGGCAUUGCCCCCGAAGAGGAAUAUAUUGUUGAAAAACACAGUGUUUCACCAAAUGAUCCUAAUAUGUCUCCCAAUCUUCAGGAAUAUUCAUGGAACUUGCUUGAUCGAGACGCCGAAAGACAAGUUCUCGAAAAGGAGUGGAGUCAAAUUGCUCGAGCAAAUAAUUACUUUGGGUCCCAAGCUCCGGUUGGUAGAAACCGAAUAGGAAUUUCAAAUACCGAAAAACCGUCUUUUGAAGAUGCUGAAGUUCUAGAGGAUGUCGCAACUAUCGAGGAAGAAGAACACGACCAAAUGACCUUGUACUCUCCGAGCCAUACGCCAGUGAUAUCCAUGACACCGAACUUUGCUAAUACUCCCUCAUCGCCCAUAGAUUAUUUCGAGAUUUGCAGAAACCCCUCCAUAUCUGAAGAUAAUCUAUCAGAAAUUGAUGCAAUACCAUAUGCAUCAGGGGUAAAAGCUGAGAUUAGGAACUUGUUAGAUCAAGGAUUUGACCUCUGUCCAGUAUUAAAACCAGAGCACGGAAAAUCAAACCAAAGACUGGACUCUGUGCCUUAUUCUCCAACUCAAUCUCCGUUUGUACUGACAUCAACUCCAGAUCCAGGCUCGAUACCGACGAACUCUCAGAGACGUAGAAGCAAACAGCGAAGCUUUGUUUCUCCCCCAAGUCGGCCACCUCUUGAUUCACCCAGACCACAAAGGAGACACAAGUCUAUCAGUCAGAGAUUUGUCGAUUCUGGAGUAGGACAAAGUAUUAGUCCAAAAGUAUCUUUCAAAUUUAAAAAACCUAAAUCGUGUAUGUCGAAUUUCAAACGCCGACAGCUUAGCAUAGGAACAAGCGAAUCUGAAUCCAUAGGAUGUAGUGAUCUUAGUGAAGUCAGUUCUCCGGGAUACAGUGUUAGCAACGAUAGCUCGUCAUCCUUCGCGCCAUCAUCCGGUGCUGAAGUCGCAUAUUCUCCAAGUCAAGAACCUGUCCUUUCAUCUUCCCAAACCAUUGAAAGAAAGCGUAAAUUUAGAUCAAAACCCAAGAUGUGCGUGAGUGAAUUGAAUACGUUAGGUACAUGUGGAACGAAUCGUCAUUUGGGUGCAAGUAACAGAAAUCGACACAGUCAAAUAAGCGAUGAAUUGAAUAUCGAACCGGAUGAUAUCGGUACUCCCGAUCAAAUAGUCACCCCUGAGAGACAGUGGCAGAGGAACUUACGAAGGAGGGACACUAUUCCGAGGUUAGAUAGGUCUGAUCCUAAUGUUGCUUUAUAUGGAGCAUUUGUUUACUUUGCCAAAAAGCUUUCUUGA
Molecule: messenger RNA, 5874 nt
Organism: Lottia gigantea (owl limpet)
Lineage: Eukaryota; Metazoa; Mollusca; Gastropoda; Lottiidae
Exons: 11
Coding region: 1-5874 (1957 amino acids)
Biological process (GO): peptidyl-serine phosphorylation; peptidyl-threonine phosphorylation
Molecular function (GO): ATP binding; protein serine/threonine kinase activity
Source: RefSeq, a predicted model, not a curated record